Messenger RNA from Papaver somniferum (opium poppy), 1482 nucleotides. Its product is annotated as E3 ubiquitin-protein ligase WAVH1-like. The coding region runs from base 1 to 1482 and encodes 493 amino acids. The transcript is spliced from 4 exons. The record is from RefSeq and is a predicted model, not a curated record. Lineage: Eukaryota; Viridiplantae; Streptophyta; Magnoliopsida; Ranunculales; Papaveraceae.
AUGGUGAGUACUUCUCAAAAUUCGCUGCUGACCACGAAAAUCUUGAGGAUUGCCAGAAGGCUUACUAAUUGUGAUGGCGACUUGAAAGUUGGAGCUGGUAAUGCCAUUUUUACUGCAGAGUGCUAUAAUUUCAAUUGCAUCAGAACAUAUGUCAAGUAUGGAAACCCCAUUUGUCCAACUGGUGAUGCUAAAUGGAAGGAUAUUCCUUCCGUUGGCCCUGCACCAGCCGCAUUACGGCCGCGUAUUCCUAAACGAAGAAUUCAUAAUCGGGUCAUUUCUGAGCCACUUGUCUACAAUGACGACGAUCCCAUAGAUUUCCAAUCCAACUUUUCAUCUAACAACAAUUCUAUUAUCAGGUCCAUAGAUAUCAAAACACACACUGAAUUCCCAGCAGUCCCGCUGUCAGUUUCGCAAGAAAACUUCCAUAUACUCGUCAAUCUCAAAUCUAAUCUUACUGGUAAUAGUGAUACUUGUCGUACACCAAUUUACCUCGUCACGGUUCUUGAUAUAAAUAGUAGCAUGCGAGGUGAAAAAAUUCAGUUGUUAAAGGGAGCCAUGAGGUUUGUGAUACAAAACCUUGGCCCUUCUGACAGAUUAUCUGUAAUUAGCUUCUCAUCUGAUGCCCAUCGCCUCUUCCCCCUUCUCCUCAUGACUGAUUCUGGUAAACAACGUGCACUACAAGCUUUGAAUUCUUUGUUUGCUUCUAGUAUGACAAACAUCGUAGAAGGACUCAAGAAAGGCACAAAGGUUAUUGAAGAUCGAAGGACACAGAGUUCGAAGGGAACUUUUUCUUUUAUCGAAGCUGAAAGAGUAAUACAAGAAGCAUUUCCUCAACGUAUUGGUGGUCUCCUUAGUGUAGUUUUGCAAGACUUGCAAGUACACAUUCAAUCGCUUGACCCUCAUCUUUGCAUUAGUCAACUAAAAGCAGGGGGUUAUUCCACUUCUUUGACAGGCGAGAACCAAGUAGGAUCUGUCGACAUCGGGGAUUUGUAUGCAAAUGAAGAGAGGGAUUUUCUCGUGCUUGUUAACCUUCCAGUUGCAACUGAUGGGAAUUCCAACGAUCAGAUGAAGUUGGUUAGUGUGUGGUGUGUUUACAAAGAUCCUUUUAUUAAAGAACCUGUCACUACUGAAGCUAUACAAGUGAAACUUCAAAGACCCGAAAUCGUUAAUGAAGAUAUGGCUGUUUCUAUAGAGGUUGAUAGGCAGAAGAAUCGGAUACAGAUUUCAGAAACUGCCUCUGCACACGCCGGUGACACAUUUUCUGCUGAUUUAGAUGUAGAGCUUGAAGAGGUAAGAUCGAGGAUGGUAAACAAGAAAACAUAUGAGAGAGCAGGAAGGGGAUAUCUACUUUCAGGAAUGAGGGCACAUUCGAGACAAACGGCUGCAACUCGAGGAGUUUCUGUUGGCAGUAUGUACGACACAGAUUGUAUGCGUGGAAUGGUUAAUAGAUCUCGUGCUACUGACAAGACAGACAAAAAAUAG